Protopolystoma xenopodis is the source of this 300-nucleotide messenger RNA. NCBI's taxonomy places the organism in Eukaryota, Metazoa, Platyhelminthes, Monogenea, Polystomatidea, Polystomatidae. The record is from the annotation of a GenBank genome assembly.
AUGCUAUUCUGUAUUUUAGAAAUUGGUUCUUUAGCUACGUGCAAUGUUUCGGUCGCCGGAUUUACUUCUCAAUCUAAAAUUGACUCAGAGGGUCUAAAACCUGCCGUUGGCCUAGAUUUUGAUCCAAAUUUUCAUCGAAUGGAUGAACAAGUUAAUGUCCAUCUGGAACCGGGCUCGGAAGGAUUGGCACCUCUGACCAGAAAGUUUCUCAGGCUAUCAUCUAAAGCAACUGUUACUCACCUUAGGAAGUACAUCGCACUUCAAGUUCUCGACGACAUAUCAAAAUUUAAUGAGUUUUGA